Molecule: messenger RNA, 1258 nt
Organism: Drosophila willistoni
Lineage: Eukaryota; Metazoa; Arthropoda; Insecta; Diptera; Drosophilidae
Gene: mRpS31
Product: 28S ribosomal protein S31, mitochondrial
Exons: 3
Coding region: 68-1222 (384 amino acids)
Cellular component (GO): mitochondrial small ribosomal subunit
Molecular function (GO): structural constituent of ribosome
Source: RefSeq, a predicted model, not a curated record
AUUGGAGAUGGGUGUUGUGUUUAUCGAUUGUAGGACCGGCGUGACAUAACUCGAGUUUAGCUUAAAAAUGUUGAAGGUCUCAACCCAAUUGGUGACCACUGUUCGCAGUCAAUUGCUACGUAUUGCUCCCAUUCAAAACGCGCGUGUUGGGUACCUGUCUUCACAGGCUAAAGAUGACGAUGGUUCCUCUUCUUCUGAUGACGAAAAGUCUAUUCAGAAAAAGUCAGGACCACAACCAGUAGAGACUGCAGCCCAGCGUCUAAACCGAUUGUUGGGUAGUAUGGCUACAGACCAAUAUCAAAUUUCUCCCUCGGAUUUUCCACAUCCGGGUGACGCAAGUCGUCAUCGACGUGAAGCGCUCAAACAAGAGGCAGCCUCAAAGGAUGUUCUGACAGCAGCAAAAAACAUUGCCAGUAUGUUGGGAACUAGCGAGAGUGAAAAAAGGCAAACCGAAUCGGAACUGUUGUCUAAAUUGCUAGGCAAAAGUACAGCCGAAACAGAGACAAACAAACAAAGCAAGGGGACUGAAGAUGCUGGUCACACGGAAAGUAUACCGAAUACAACGGAUAAAGAGCUUAAUUUAAGUGAAUUAAUUGUGGGCAUGAAAAUUGAUCGACGCCAGCAGCCACCAGGACCGGAGCAAACCCGUGGCGACUAUGUGCGUCGUACUUUGGCUUCACGAUCAAGGCCCAUGCAUUCUGAUCGUCCAGCUCGUCUUCCACAGCAAAGAAAACGCGAGGCUGAAUCCUUCACCGGCAGUGUCAAUCUUCAUGGCGGUGAGCCUUUAGGCAUAUUUAAGAAAGCAGCUACAAAGUCCUCCGCUCCAGACCUCCUUCAAACUUGGGAACACCUCAGUCAACAUGAAUUGAGCCUACAUGCUAGCCAUCCACCUGCUAAUCAUUUUGAGCAACUUGCUCAAUGGACGGAGCAAGGUAAAGUUUGGCGUUUCCCAAUCGACAACGAGCAAGAUAUGAUUGAGGAGAGCAUUGUGGAUUUUUCCGAGCAUAUAUUUUUGGAUCAGCAUUUAGAGCCGUGGUGUCCCAGUCGUGGACCCAUCCGCCAUUUUAUGGAGCUGGUGUGUGUAGGUCUCUCCAAGAAUCCGCAUGUCUCAGCUCAGGAGAAGAAAGAGCAUAUCCUUUGGUUCCGAGACUAUUUCGAGGCUAAAAAGGAUUUGCUUAGAGAUUUGAUCGAAGUAAAAAACACUAAGAGCCUAUCUGUUUAAGUUAAUUCUUGGAAAAUAUAUUUUAAAACCAAUAUA